AUGAAGAUAAGAACUCUUCCCAUAUUGCCCCUUGGUGAGGUGUGUUUUUCAUCGCAGGGACUGUUGACAUUCAGAGAUGUGGCCAUAGAAUUCUCUCAGGAGGAGUGGGAUUGUCUGGACCCUGCUCAGAAGGCUUUGUACAAAGAUGUGAUGUUGGAGAACUACAGAAACCUGGUCUCCCUGGGAAUCUCAAUUCCUGAGCUGAAUCUAAUUUCCAUUUUGGAGCAAGGGGCAGAGCCCUGGACUGUGGAGAUCAAGGUGAAAAUAGCAAAAAACCUGGGUAGGUGGGAAUGUAUCAAGAGUUGAACACAGAUAAAAGCUCAGAUGAGCUGACAGGAAGUCACACCAUUAAAUAUGUUUGGGAACUCUUCCCCAA
This is a messenger RNA of Trichechus manatus latirostris (Florida manatee), 376 nucleotides long. RefSeq names its product zinc finger protein 766-like. The record is from RefSeq and is a predicted model, not a curated record. Bases 1 to 306 code for a protein of 101 amino acids. Gene Ontology annotation, biological process: regulation of DNA-templated transcription. Lineage: Eukaryota; Metazoa; Chordata; Mammalia; Sirenia; Trichechidae. The transcript is spliced from 2 exons.